AUGGCAAGGAAGACGCUUCUGCUGUGCUUUAUCCAUGGCUUCCGAGGUGGCAACCUCACAUUUGGAGACAACUAUCGGUUCACAGAGCACCUGCGGGACAUGGUGGCCAAGGAGCUGCCGAAAAUCGAUGUCAAGGUGCUGGUAUAUCCGAAAUAUGAGACGCGCGGAGACCUGGGUGACUGCGUGAUGCGCUUCCGCACAUGGCUUGAAGAAAAAGUCAUUGAUUUGGAAGUUGCGGCGGGCACGCCCUCGCCCACGCUCGACCCGUCGGUGCGAACCGUCCUCAUCGGGCACUCCAUGGGCGGCAUCAUGGCGGUCGAGUCGCUGCUGGGGAUCGCGUCGGAGAAGCCCAUCUACUCCGAGGACGGCAUCGAAAAGUCCGAGAUUCCCAACUUUAGCAGCAUGCUGUUCCCGUACGUGCAGGGCGUGCUGGCCUUCGACACGCCCUUUCUCGGCAUCUCGCCCGGCGUCGUGGCCCACGGCGCCGAGGGCCACUACCAGGCGGCGUCGGCGACGCUCACGCAGCUGAGCGGCCUGGGCGCCAGCAUCUGGGGCGCCAACCAGGCCGCGACAAGAUCAUCGUCGUCGAGAGCCAUCGCUGCUGCGCCGCAGAAGCCACAGCAGCAGCAGCAGCAAGGAGGCUGGCCGGCGUGGGGACGGGCGGCCAUGCUCGUCGGCGCGGCGGGGGCCGUGGCCGCCGGCGGCGCCGCGGCGUGGCUCAACCGCGAGCAGAUUGGGCAGGGCUUGUCGUCGGUCACGUCGCACCUCGAGUUUGUGGGCUGCCUGGCGCGCGCCGAGGAGCUCAAGAAGCGCGUGCAGUGCAUGGUGCAGCUGAGCGGCGAGAUGCACCUCGGCUUCGCCAACCUGUACACGCGGCUGGGCAGGGCGGCGGCGCCCAAGCAGACGAGCGUCGUGGGGACGGUCCUGGGCAAGGACCGGACGUUUUGCAACGUACCGACCGCCAUGGCGGCGGGCGAGUGGAAGCCGGCCGUCAACGACAAGGCGACGGACGAAAUCGGUGCGCAUACAGCCAUGUUUGAGGAAGACGAGAAUCCGGGCUACGACGCAUUGCUGAUUGAUGCGGCGGCGCACAUCACGAAAUGGCUACACAAUGAUUGGUACGAGAGCAGCACGGAAGAGAUACCCCAGCCCGAGGAGGAAGUGACCCCGGCAUAG
Akanthomyces muscarius is the source of this 1176-nucleotide messenger RNA. RefSeq lists its product as uncharacterized. The transcript is spliced from 4 exons. Bases 1 to 1176 code for a protein of 391 amino acids. NCBI's taxonomy places the organism in Eukaryota, Fungi, Ascomycota, Sordariomycetes, Hypocreales, Cordycipitaceae. The record is from RefSeq and is a predicted model, not a curated record.